CGAUGUUCUAGAUGAAAAACCGCAAUGAUCUGAGUUCAAUAUUGACACCUCCGCGGCCGCGGAAGGCUGCGCAGCAGAGCCCGGCUUUAGAGCGGCGCAGGAGCGGGCUCGUAAAAGCCAAACGGCUUCGCCGUCGUGCGGCAUAAACAACAACAACAUCCCGGCUUUAUGGCGCUUUAUCGUUUGUUAAACAGUUUACGGCCUUUUUUGGGGCUAUUACAAACGCAAUUCCCUUCAUGCGAUAGUUAAACCUUUAUCAAUAAUAAGGAAAUUGAUCAUUAAAAUGUUAAAUAUGACUACCUCGUUUGUUUUAAAAUAUGUUUAGGAUAAGAAGCUGUAUGAUUUGAUAACUUGUAUUAAAAUACCAAUUACAUUUAUAGGACCUUUUAAAACCGGUAGCAAUUAAAUCGUGUUCUUUUACAGUUUUCCAAAGCGACCCUGACAUUUAAAAAGGCUAAAACUGCCUCGUUAAAAUUUUGAAAUUAACGACUGCGGGCGCUCCUCUUUAAUUUUCCAACACUCCCCAAAAAUCAAUCUUUUGGGUGGUCUAGGUACGUGAUUUGUUGUGCGGCGAGCGAUACCUCAUUAAUGGAGGUAGUUAAACAUAUUUAAUCCGUAUAUUCACCCCACCUCCUUCUCCCUUCCCCUCGCCCUCCCUCUCCCCGUGUCGCUCCCCCUCGCUCCUUUUCCUCCUUUAUUCUCCCACACUCUUCCUUUCACAAUCGCGCGGUGCCGGGUCCGUGCGGAGUAAGGAGAAGCCAAUAGGAUGAGGUUUCGGUAAUAGAUGCAAAUGAUCAUGAAAAGACACUGCAAAAUAUGAAACAACUCAUUUGCGCUGAAGUAAAUCACUGAAAACUGUUUAUGAACUGGCAUCUCUUCUUGGAAAUGUAAAGCGAGAACUCUUUAAGUGGCGAUUUUUUUUUUUUUUUUUUAGGGGUGGGGGGGGAGGAAAGAAUUCAAUAUCAUGCAGGCUUAGAGUUUUGAUUAUAUCCUCCUUUUAUAUUCCUGGAAAUCACAAACUGUCGUUGCUUAGCAUCUUAGCCGCUUUCUUUUUUUGCUAAUAGAUUCUCGCGCUCUGGUUUGUUGUGGGGGGUAAUUUUUUUUUUUUUAAUAUUUUUUUUAAAUUUUUUUUUCCGCCUGCUUUAAAAAAAAAAAAAAAGGACGAGGAGGAGAAAAAAAAAAAAAAACCAACAACCUCUUAUUGAAAUUAAAAUGAGCUCCUAUUUUGUCAACUCACUCUUCUCCAAAUACAAAACCGGCGACUCCCUGCGCCCCAAUUACUAUGACUGUGGCUUCGCGCAGGAUCUGGGGGGCAGACCCACCGUGGUGUACGGACCCAGCACGGGGGGCACCUUCCAGCACCCGCCCCAAAUCCAGGAGUUCUACCACGGCGCCUCGUCGCUCUCCAGCUCCCCUUACCAGCAGAACCCGUGCGCCGUGGCGUGCCAUGGGGACCCGGGCAACUUCUACGGCUACGAGCCGCUGCAGCGGCAGAGCCUGUUCGGGGCGCAGGAGCCCGAGCUGGUGCAGUACGCCGACUGCAAGCUGGCCGCCGGCGGCCUCGCCGAGGAGGCGGAGAGCUCGGAGCAGAGCCCUUCUCCCACCCAGCUCUUCCCCUGGAUGCGACCGCAAGCAGCCGCCGGACGCAGGAGGGGGAGGCAAACCUACAGCCGCUACCAGACGCUGGAACUGGAGAAGGAAUUUCUAUUUAAUCCCUACCUGACCCGCAAGCGGAGGAUCGAGGUCUCGCAUGCGCUGGGAUUGACAGAGAGGCAGGUCAAAAUCUGGUUCCAGAACAGGAGGAUGAAAUGGAAAAAGGAGAACAACAAAGACAAGUUUCCCAGCAGCAAAUGCGAGCAGGAAGAACUGGAAAAGCAGAAAAUGGAAAGGGCCCAGGAGGUGGACGAGGAAGGGGAAGCACAGAAGGCGGACAAGAAAUAAAGGGAUUUUUGAGGACUGAAAGGCAAGCGCGGCUGGGGUGGAAGAGCCCCCGAGCCCCCCGUUAGCGGCACUCGGUGUGAGGGAGGGGUGGGGUGAGUGGGGUGGGGGGACAAAAACAACAAACCAGAAAAACAAAGCGUAGAAAAGAGGAAAAAAAAAAAAAAAAAAGGAGGAAAAAAAAAAAAAAAAAAAAAGAAAAACCACAAAAAAGCCCGAGCCCUUUUAUUGCUGUAAAACAAUAUCGCUGCGAGCAGCACUUUCCUGCUCAUCCUUUGAUACAAUGAGCGGGAGGCGGGAGGCACCGCGAGCUCGCCGCUGCCUUUUGCCAGUUAUUAACUAGUGGUAGUGUAACGCAAUAGCUUCUGUAAAACAUGACUGUGAAAUUCUCUCCUCUCUCUGUCUUUCUCUCUGUCUCUCUCUUCUUUCCGGGGCGGGGGGGGUGGGUUGGUUAACAUAGCUUUCAGCGCUAGAGGAGUUAUGUGAUAUUACAUUCGUGCACUUUUUUAUUCUUUUUUUAUUUUUUUUUAAUUUGGAUUUUUAGCUCCUCAUUUCCCGGGCCCUUUUAUUUUGUGUUGUGGUUUAUCUGUAUGUACUGGAGGUAGCUAUUGAGACAAACAUCCCAACAACAUGAAACUGCCUAUUUAUGCUGUAGUUAUCUCUCUCUUCACUUUCCCCUCCUCUUCUUUGCUUAGCUUUUUUUUUUUCUCCUUUUUUUUUUUUAACCCAAUUUUUCAAUGUCUCUUCCGUAAGGAAAAAAAAAGGGAAAAAAAAGCAAAAAAAAAAGAAAAAAAAAACCCACCGUUUUUCUCUCCUUUAGUUAGCAUGCGCACAGUGAAGCAAGUUGUAAAGUGAUCUUUAGGUUAACUGUGAAAAAGAAUGUAUACUGUAUACGUGAAUUACUUUAUUGGGGGGACUAAUGCUAUAUUUUGUUGUUCUUUCACCACUUUGUUCUAUUGUCUAAACCUGGAAGCGGCGGAAGAAAAGUUACAAUAAAGUUUACGAGCGAGAA
Messenger RNA from Motacilla alba alba, 2950 nucleotides. RefSeq names its product homeobox B8 (gene HOXB8). The record is from RefSeq and is a predicted model, not a curated record. The transcript is spliced from 2 exons. Bases 1213 to 1941 code for a protein of 242 amino acids. NCBI's taxonomy places the organism in Eukaryota, Metazoa, Chordata, Aves, Passeriformes, Motacillidae. Gene Ontology annotation, biological process: regulation of transcription by RNA polymerase II. Gene Ontology annotation, cellular component: nucleus. Gene Ontology annotation, molecular function: RNA polymerase II transcription regulatory region sequence-specific DNA binding; DNA-binding transcription factor activity, RNA polymerase II-specific.